Molecule: messenger RNA, 1311 nt
Organism: Neopelma chrysocephalum (saffron-crested tyrant-manakin)
Lineage: Eukaryota; Metazoa; Chordata; Aves; Passeriformes; Pipridae
Gene: STX5
Product: syntaxin 5
Exons: 10
Coding region: 64-822 (252 amino acids)
Biological process (GO): intracellular protein transport; vesicle fusion; endoplasmic reticulum to Golgi vesicle-mediated transport
Cellular component (GO): Golgi membrane; SNARE complex; endomembrane system
Molecular function (GO): SNARE binding; SNAP receptor activity
Source: RefSeq, a predicted model, not a curated record
GAUGGGGGUCUCCAGCCCGGCAGAGCUCCCGGCCCGGGGCGGCAGCGCAGCGAGUUCAGCCUGAUGGCCAAGCGCAUCGGGAAGGACCUGAGCAACACCUUUGCCAAACUGGAGAAGCUCACCAUCCUGGCCAAGAGGAAAUCCCUGUUCGACGACAAGGCCGUGGAGAUCGAGGAGCUCACCUACAUCAUCCGCCAGGACAUCACCAGCCUGAACAAGCAGAUUGCUCAGCUGCAGGAGCUGCUCCGGGCCCGGGGGGGCCCCGGCGGGCGCCACGUCCACUCCCACUCCAACACCGUGGUGGUGUCACUGCAGUCUAAACUGGCCUCGAUGUCCAACGACUUCAAGUCGGUGCUGGAGGUGCGGACGGAGAACCUGAAGCAGCAGCGGAGCCGUCGGGAACAUUUCUCCUCCCUCCCCGUCACCCCCAACAACCUCGGGAACCCCGUGGUGCUGCAGGAUGACCCCCCCAACUCGGGGGCCGUGGCCAUCGAGAUGGACCCUCGGACACACCAACAGCUGCAGCUCCUGGAUGAGCAGGACUCCUACAUCCAGAGCCGGGCGGACACAAUGCAGAACAUCGAGUCCACCAUCGUGGAGUUGGGCUCCAUCUUCCAGCAGCUCGCCCACAUGGUCAAGGAGCAGGAGGAGACCAUCCAGAGGAUCGACUCGAGCGUGGAGGACGCGCAGCUCAACGUGGAGGCGGCGCACGGGGAGAUCCUCAAGUACUUCCAGUCGGUCACAUCCAACCGUUGGCUCAUGGUGAAGAUCUUCCUCGUCCUCAUCGUCUUCUUCGUCGUCUUCGUGGUUUUCCUGGCCUGAAUUCCCGGAGUUUUUGGCCCCUUCCCUGGAUUUUUCCCCCCCUCUCUCCGGAGGGGCCGCUCGGACUCCUCGGCCCCCACGAGGGGCUCGGGCACGGACACGGGGCAGGGGGACCCCCCAACUGCCCCCCCGGGACCCCAAAACUGUCCCUCUGGGCCCCCCCCCCGGCUCUGUGGGGCCUCGGGGGGGUUGGGAAUGUUGGGAACGGUGCGGGACCCCCUCCAUGGACCAGGGACCCCCCCCGGGGAGGGGCUGGGGGGGGCUGCAGGGCCCCAUUAAAGGUGUGGGAUGGGACCCCCCCCCCAAAAAGGGGCUGUGGGACCCCCAUUAAAGGUGUGGGACCCCCAUCGUGGACCCCGUUGAAUCCGGGAGGAUCCCCUGGGGGGGCUGCAGGACCCCCACUAAAGGUGUGGGACCCCCCAUUUAAGCCGUGGGACCCUUAAAGGGGUCUCUGGACCCCCAUUAAAUCCCGGAGGAUUUAAUCCAAAA